UCCAAAUCUAUGGAGCAACCCUAGGAGCUCAGAGAGUAUUUCGUUCUUGAUUAGAACUACACUUCCCAGAAAGCACCGCUAAGGUGUUGUUGUCGGAAGUGGCCGUCAGUGUGCAUCCGGUUGGAGCGGAGGACCGAGCAGUGAUAACGACGGACUGCAGGCAGCGGUCGCCCAGCCAGGAGGGGCCAUGAACAAACAGCCCAGUAAGGAGAGCCUCAAAGACAAGGUGAAGGGGAUCUUUGGCAUCGGACCCCAGAGGCCCCCCACCAAACAGACUGACAACAAACCCUCUGAGUUCAUCAUCAACCACAACAUCCUUAAGGACCUGCAUCCGGAAUGUGGGAUCGGGAAUCGCAUCAAGGUCAUCCACCAAGUGUGCGAUCUGGCCAAAUCCAAGAAGUUUGAGGAGUAUGCGGUGGAGGCGGUCUGGAAGGCGGUGGAGGACAUGUUGACCCCUGAGCAGCCGCCCGAGGCACGCCACGCUGUCCUGCUGCUGCUCAGAGCCAUCAUCCAGGGACAGGGGGAUCGGCUGGGUCCGCUCAGAGCCUACUACUUUAAGGUGAUCAGAGACUACCAGCCGCCAAAUGAGGAGCUGGCAGACCGCUUGGAGGUUUUCAAGGCCUUGACGGAGAAUGGAAAAGAUAUCACGUAUCUGGAGGAGGACAUCGCACGCUUUGUCCUCCUCUGGAUGGACAAUGGUCUGACUUCAGACUUCCUCAACGUGCUGGUCAACCUGGUGAAGUUCAACAGCUGCUACCUGGACCAGAACGUCUCCAUCAUGGUCCAGAAGAUCUGUCUGCUGUGCAAUAGAACCACCUCCUCCACUGAUAUCGAGGUGGCGCUGCAGGUGCUGGAUGCGGUGGUGUGCUACAACUGCCUCCCCUCGGACUCCCUCACGGUGUUCAUCAUCACGCUGUGCCGCACCGUCAACGUCAAGGAGUUCUGUGAGACCUGCUGGAAGCUGAUGAGGAAGGUGUUGGGGACUCACCUGGGCCACAGCGCCAUCUACACCAUGUGUCGUAUCAUGGAGGAAAGGGUGUACGUGGAGGAUGCGGCCCUGCUGCGGGGGGCGGUGUUCUUCGUGGGGAUGGCCCUCUGGGGGGCCCACAGGCUGCCGGCCCUGAAGAACACGCCCACCCUGGUGCUCCCCUCCUUCUACAAGGCCAUGUCGUGUGCUAACGAGGUGGUGUCCUACGAGAUCGUCCUGUCCAUCACUAGACUCAUCAAGAAGUACGGCAAAGACCUGCAGGUGGUGACCUGGGACAUCCUGCUGGCCAUCAUCGAGAGGCUACUGCAGCAGAUACAGACCAUCGGCAGCGCUGAGCUGAAGGCGAUCGUGUACGAGCUGCUGACCACGGUGGAGGAGCUGUACGAGCAGAACGGCUUCCACGGAUCCACCGACAAGUUCUUCAGCCUGGUGGAGAAGUGUGCCGACAAGAGGCCGGACUCCUCCGUGCUGACCCUCAUCUCCUACCGGGCUCAGUCCAUCCAGCCCGCCAAGGACGGCUGGAUCCAGAACCUCCACCGCCUCAUGGACACCUUCUUUAAGAAUGAGAGCCGGAGUGGGAUAAGGAUCAAAGUGCUUCACAUCCUCUCCUUUGUGCUGAGCACCAACCGGCAGCUCUACGAGGAGGAGCUGAUCGAGGCGGUGGUUCUCCCCCAGCUCAGCGGCAUUGCGGAGGACCGGGACCUGGCGGUGAGGAAGCAGGCCACUCAGCUGCUGGUGGACCUGGCCGAGGGCUGCAGCACGCACCACUUCAGCAGCCUGCUGGACGUCAUCGAGAAGGUGUCCAGCCGUCCCCUGGUCCCAGGGCCCCUGGAGGUUCUGGACAGAGACCCCACGGCAGAGUCGCCCAUGGAGGACAUCAGGACGGCGGUCCUGGGCCUGCUCGAGAUCCUCCAGAGUAAGCUGUACAGCCUGCCGGCGAGCCACGCCAGCCGCGUCUACGAGCUCCUCAUCAGCCACCUGCAGCUGCACUACAAGACCAAGGCCUGCUCCGCCGUGGCCUCCAGCAUCCGCCUGCAGGUGUUUGACUUCUUCCUGAUGCUGCGCGCCGACUCCCUCCACCGCCUCGGCGUCUCCAACAAGGAGGGGGCCCUGAGGUUCAGCCCCUACUGCUACUGCGACAUGGGGGAGCCGGAGAAGCGCGGCGGCGGUGGGGGGGGUGUGGAGAAGAAGACGACUGGCUCCGCCUCUCCUCCCGCCGGGGCCCCGCCUCCCGCCGUCCAGGCCACCUCCUCCUGCUCCGCCUCCUCCUCCGCCGCCGCCUCCUCCUCCAUCCGCACCGCCUUCCUGCCCUACGCCCCCGCCUUCAGCGCCCUGCUGCAGGCCCUCAAGAUGGAGACGGACUGGAAGGUGCUGAAGCUGAUCCUGGACCAGCUGCCCCGGACACUGCAGUACAAGGUGCUGCUCCUGACCUCGCCCUGCAGCCUGGACCAGCUCUGCUCCCAGCUCUGCUCCAUGGUGACCUUGGGUCUGACCUCGGAGCGUCUGAAGAAGACCCCGGACGGCUUCUCCCGGACAGACGUCCAGCUGGCCGUGGUGCCGGUGCUGACAGCCAUCACGUCCUACCACAACUACCUGGAGCAGCCCCGACAGAGGGAGCUGGUCCAGUGCCUGGAGACGGGCCUCAUCUACCGCUGUGCCAAGCAGUGCGUGGUUGCCCUGACGAUGUGCACCGUGGAGAUGCCCGACAUCAUGAUCAAGCUCCUCCCAGCUCUCAUCGUCAAGCUCACCCACAUCUCAGCCACCGUCGCCAUGGCCUCUCCCAUGCUGGAGUUCCUCUCCACCCUGGUUCGUCUCCCUCACCUCUAUGCUAACUUCGUGGCGGAGCAGUACGUCAGUGUGUUCGCCAUCUCGCUGCCGUACACAAACCCGUCCAAGUUCAACCAGUACAUCGUGUCCCUGGCCCAUCACGUCAUCGCCAUGUGGUUCAUCCGCUGCCGGCUCACCUUCCGCAAGGACUUCGUCCAGUACAUCACCAAGGGUCUGCGGUCCAACGCCCUGCUGCCGUUUGACGACGGCCACGAGCACAGCUCCUUCAGAGCUCGCAGCACAAGCCUCAACGAACGCCCCAAAAGUCUGCGGGCGGCCAAAGUGGCGCGGGCGGCGGCGGCCGUAGCCAAUAGCAGCAGCUCGCCGGUUAAAGAGCUGAGGGACGUCUCGGCCAUGGACGCCUUCCGGUCCCGGAGCAUCAGCGUGUCGGAGCACGCGGUCCGCAGGAUGCAGACCUCCACGACCACCAGCAGCCUGGGCUCUGCGGACGAGAACGCGGUGACGCAGGCGGACGAGGGCCUGAAGACGGUCCACCUGGAGCUCACCGAGACGUGUCUGGACAUGAUGGCUCGAUAUGUCUUCUCCAACUUCUCCGCACUCCCUAAGAGGUCUCCCAUCGCUGAGUUCCUCCUGGCGGGGGGCCGCAGUAUGACCUGGUUGGUUGGGAACAAGCUGGUGACCAUCACCACCAGCGGGGGGGGUCCGGACCCAGCCCUGCUGGGGCUGGACAUGGCUGAGAGGCUGGGGGGCGGGGGGGAGAUGACCAGGUCCGACCCGUCGCUCCACACCCGUCUCACCAAGGAGGCUCCGGCCAAACUGGAGUCCCAGUCCAGCCAGCAGCAGAACCGCGCCACGCGAUCAGGGGUCCGCUCCAUGUCAGGUGGGCACGCCCUGCGCUCAGGGCCCGCCCAGAGUCUCAGUCCUCUGGUGUCCCCCUCUGAGGGGAGUACGGGCCCCCCUCUCUCCUCUGCCGCCGCGGGCCCCCCCCCCCUGGAAAGCCUGGGGCCCCGCCGCCCCCGCAGAGCCCCCGCCCCCCCGCCCGCCCCUCAAGGACAACCCAGCCUGGCCGAGUUCAUCCCCAUGCACCAGGGCUGGGCCGAGAUCUUCAUACGGCGGCCGUCCGGUAACACCAGCUGGCUGAUGUGUCUAGAGAACCCGCCCAGUCCCUUCUCCUCGGAGCUGGGCAACAUGCCGCUGCAGGAGCUGUCCACCAUCCUGAUGGCCAUGGAGGGCGUGAAGGAGCCGGCCGGCCAGACGAGCAGCGCCCCCGCCAGCACAGCCACGCCCCCCCCCCACGCCGCGGGGAAGGGGCACCUGGUGCAGUGCUCCAACACAGACUCUGUGGUGGUGGUGGAGGAGGCGCGGCCCGCCCCCCCGCCGACCUACUCCCCGUCUGAAGACUUUGAGGCGACCUCUGAACCCAUCUUCAUGACCUCCAAGACCCCGCACACGCUCAGCAGGUCCUCCUCCACCUCCAGCCAGGACGAGGAGAAGUCGACCCUGGAGGAGGUGAGCGAGGGGGCCAUCCCCAUCGACCAGCCGCCCCAGGGGCCCUCCACCCCGGGCAGCCAGGGGCCCGACCUCCCCUUCCAGCCCCACGCCGCCCAGGGCCUCAACAAGUCCAGCUCCUCCCCCGAGCUGCAGACCCUCCCCCAGGCCUUCUGCCAGGGCCUGGAGGCCCCCGCCCCCAGCCCCCCCCGGCCCAGAGCGCCCUCAGACGGGAAGCCCCCGCCCGCCCAGGCCCCCGGGGAGAGGGAGAAGGUGGAGGCGGUCGGCGGAGGAGGUGGAGCAGCAGGAGCAGGUGGUGGUGCAGGUGGAGCGGCAGCAGGAGGAGGAGCAGCAGGUGGAGUAGGAGGAGGUGGGGAGACGCCUGGGUCGACGGGUGGGGCGGCAGGCCUGUGCCUGGAGUUCCCCUCAGCGGUGGCCUACCCAGGGCCCCUCUCCCCCAGCGGCGGGCACCGUCCCCGGGGCCACACCAUCUCGGUGUCGGCUCCGUCCUCCAGGAGAGAGAGGCGCACGGAGAGGGACUCGUACCACAGCCGCCCAGGGCCCAGCACCGCAGAGAAGACCUACGGACUCAGCCCCAGCUUCGUGUUCCUCCAGCUCUAUCACUCUCCGUUCUUCGGCAACGAGGCCAACAAGCCUCUGCUGCUGCCCAAGACCCAGGUGAUCGACCGGGCGGUGAAGGUGCUGGACCAGAUGCCUCCGUAUGACACCCACAAGAUCGGAGUGGUGUUUGUGGGAGUGGGUCAGGUGAGCAACGAGGUGGCCAUCCUGUCCAACGAGUACGGCUCCAACCGCUACGCCUCGUUCCUGACGGGGCUGGGGCGGCUGAUCCACCUGAAGGCCUGCGACCCAGACCAGAUCUUCCUGGGGGGUCUGGACCAGUACGGGGACGACGGCGAGUUCACCUACUGCUGGCACGACGACAUCAUGCAAGCUAUCUUCCACAUCGCCACCCUGAUGCCCAACAGGGAGAGUGAUAAGGGCUGCUGCAACAAGAAGAGACACAUCGGCAACGACUUUGUGAUGGUGGUCUACAACGACUCUGAGGAGGACUACAAGCUGGGAACCAUCAAGGGCCAGUUCAAUUUCGUGGAGGUGAUCAUCAAACCUCUGGACUACGAGUGUAACCUGGUGACGCUUCAGUGUCGUAAAGACCUGGAGGGAUUGGUCGACACCACGGUGGCCAAGAUCGUUUCAGACCGUAACCUUCCUCUGCUGGUGAGACAGAUGGCCCUCCACGCCAACAUGGCAUCCCUGGUCCACCAGUACCGCGCUAACCCCUCCGAUGCCUACGCCUCCAAGUGGCUCGCCCGCCUUCGACACAUCAAGAGGAUACGGACCCGGGCCCAGGAGGACAGUGCGUCCCGGCCCGGCGCUGGUAUCUCCCUGACCACGGGCCACGCAGCGGCCAAGCCCUCCUACCAGAGCUCCGCCUCCUGCCCCGGGGGGGAGGCGGUCGGCCAGAGGAAGCGCCUCGUCUCCACCGUCGACGACUUCACCGACUUCGUCUGACCGACGUCCUCAGCCCAGUGGAGGACCGCAUCGCACACAUGAACACGCACACAGGCGCGUGUGUGGAAUAAAGAGUCUAAAGCUGCCAUGUUGGAGUCAUUCCGUUCACCGAGAGCCUUCCACACGUUCUGCUGUCAAACCUUUUAUUCAACUUUGUCAAAAGCAUGAGAAGUGUUAAUCUGCCCGACAAUGCAAGAUGAUUCUGGAACACAUUCAGCGGCCAAGCACUAAACAGGAGCAUAAUUUCAGCAAGGCUUUAAACACAGGGAUACAUUUAAGUCCUACAAGAGUACAAACUCCAGCGGAACAUGCAGAUGGAUGGUAAUGAGGCUGACAUCACAGUAAGGGCAGUGUGUCGGUGGGAGAAUAGCAAUUUUAUAAAAUAGUGUUACAUUUACUCAAACUACUUGAAUCUGUCAUUUCAGAGUUUGAUGACAGUGCAGCCUGAUAUGUGAAUAAAACAAUACUUCAUCUGA
This is a messenger RNA of Gadus macrocephalus (Pacific cod), 6270 nucleotides long. RefSeq names its product TSC complex subunit 2 (gene tsc2). The record is from RefSeq and is a predicted model, not a curated record. Gene Ontology annotation, biological process: negative regulation of TOR signaling; negative regulation of Wnt signaling pathway; negative regulation of phosphatidylinositol 3-kinase/protein kinase B signal transduction. Gene Ontology annotation, molecular function: GTPase activator activity. Lineage: Eukaryota; Metazoa; Chordata; Actinopteri; Gadiformes; Gadidae. Gene Ontology annotation, cellular component: cytoplasm; nucleus; TSC1-TSC2 complex.